Molecule: messenger RNA, 319 nt
Organism: Staurois parvus
Lineage: Eukaryota; Metazoa; Chordata; Amphibia; Anura; Ranidae
Source: the annotation of a GenBank genome assembly
CGGUCAUAUGAUCAGCUGUGUCCAAUCACAGCUGAUCACAUGGGACAUGUACACUGAUCAUCAGGGUACUGAUGAUCAGUGUGCCCUGAUGAUCAGUGUGGCCCCAGAAGUGCCACCUGUCAGUGUCCAUCAGUGCCAGCUGUCAGUGCCCAUCAGUGCCACAUCAAUGCCACUUAUCAGUGCCUACCAGUGCACAUCAAUGCCACAUAUCAGUGCCCAUCUGAGCUGCCCUUCAGUGCCACCUAUCAAUGCCAAUCAGCGCUGCCAAUCAGUGCCACCUAUCAGUGCCAGUCAGUGCCGCCUAUCACUGCGCAUCAGU